Pecten maximus is the source of this 1641-nucleotide messenger RNA. RefSeq names its product GTPase Era, mitochondrial-like. The coding region runs from base 17 to 1615 and encodes 532 amino acids. Gene Ontology annotation, biological process: ribosomal small subunit assembly. Gene Ontology annotation, molecular function: rRNA binding; ribosomal small subunit binding; GTP binding. NCBI's taxonomy places the organism in Eukaryota, Metazoa, Mollusca, Bivalvia, Pectinida, Pectinidae. The transcript has 11 exons. Gene Ontology annotation, cellular component: mitochondrial matrix. The record is from RefSeq and is a predicted model, not a curated record.
AGUCACAAAAAAAACCAUGGCGCUGUCCAUGAGAGGCACGUUGAGAAUCAUAAGACAAGGAAAGACUUGGAGUCAAGUGGCUGGUUACUACUUUAACCAACGGCAAAAAUCAUCUAAAGGUGUACAGGAACCAUUGUCUUCCCUGGCAGGAGCAGCAUGGCAACCUCCAGAUUGGAAUGAUGACUUCCUGGAUAGGGCUGUAGGAUGUACAGAAGAUAAACAAGAAAAGAGACUGAAGCUGACUCCAGAUCAGCCUGUAAACCCUCGUGUGUUACAGGUGGCUAUCAUCGGUACCUACAACAGUGGCAAGUCUACUCUCACCAAUGGCCUCAUGGGCUGGAAAGUAUCUGCUGCUUCUAGCAAAAUACACACGACUCAACAAAAUGUGUUGGCCAUACACACAGAAGGGGACACACAGAUCAUCUUUAGGGACACACCUGGUCUGAUCAGGGGCAGUAGAAUCUCCCCCAAACAAAGGGAUAAAUUACAAAAGUCCAUUCUCGAGGAUCCAAAGAAGAGUUUGGUUCAUGCUGACCUCAUUUGUGUGAUGGUGGAUGCUUCAGACCGCUGGGAUAUAGAAUAUCUGGAUGAGAAUUUGUAUCACCUUCUGAGGAAAAACAAACACAUCCCAUCUGUCCUGGUACUGAAUAAGAUUGACCUUGUAAAACAGACAACCUUCCUGCUCCACAUCACUCGGAUCCUCACCAUGGAUACGGUUGGUGGGAAAAAGAUCCCCAUUACUACCAAUAAGGUAGAAAAAGGAUGGAAGGUCAAUAACAUUAUAGAAGCCAUCAAAACGGGCGGGAAAAAAUCUAAGGCUGUAAAAACAAAGCUGGAUUCCUUGUUUGACAGAGUUGAUCAAGUUCGAGGAGCUUCUCACAAAAACCUUCAUGAAGGCUCAGGUGUAGAGACCCAGGUAUUCCAAGAUGAGCAACAGAAAGGUCGCCAUGAAGGUCAACCCGACAGACAAAGAGAAGGCCAUUAUGACAGCAGUAUUCCUACACAACAAUACACUGACAUUGGAAGGCCAGACAUCCCAGAAUAUGCUCUCAAACAAUCUAUACCAAGAGGUUGGGACUGUUUUGAGAGAGUGUUUAUGAUAAGUGCCCUUUAUGGCAAAGGUGUAAAGGAUCUUAAGGAUUUCUUGUUUUCACGUGCUUUACCUGGUGAUUGGUGUUAUCACAGCUCGGUAGUAACCGACCAAAACCCCUACAGACUGGCCGAGAAAAUUGUCUGGGAGAAAAUGCUAGAGCAUUUACCAAAAGAAAUGCCAUAUAAAUAUUUCCCAGUGGUGACACUUUGGACAAUGGAAAAUGAUGUACUCAUUAUUCACAUGAAUAUCAACAUGUUUAGAAAUAAAUCUGUGGAAAAAACGAUUGGAAGACAAGGAUCAACAAUAAAAAUGAUUCAGAGAGAAUCUCACGCAGCACUCAUGGACGUUUUCCGAUGUGAUAUAAUCUUGCACUUGUUAGUCCGCAAGGAAGAGGGAAAGAACAAGAAAAAAACUGACUUUAAAACUACUAUUUACAACAAAAAAGAUGCACUACGGAAUGAAACAUCCAAAAGUCCAGAAGAUAAACUACAGCUCAAAUCAAAUCGAGUUAUAUUGGAAUGAAAAUAUACCAUAAUGCACACACAGAA